Diorhabda sublineata is the source of this 3747-nucleotide messenger RNA. RefSeq names its product DC-STAMP domain-containing protein 2-like. Lineage: Eukaryota; Metazoa; Arthropoda; Insecta; Coleoptera; Chrysomelidae. Bases 1 to 3747 code for a protein of 1248 amino acids. The transcript has 15 exons. Gene Ontology annotation, cellular component: membrane. The record is from RefSeq and is a predicted model, not a curated record.
AUGGCGUUUGUACGAUUGCUUCUAACUUCCCAAAGACUGCAAAGCUAUAAGAAUGCAUUAAUAGAGGAAAAGCAAGAAGCUAUUAAAUAUGAAACUACGAAAAGAAGAAGGUUCAAAUUUGCCUAUGUUGGAAUCAAAAUUCAACAACGAUUAAAACAAUUAAGGAGAAGAAUAGGAUACUGUUGUUGUUGCAAAAAAUUUUGCUUUAAUCUGAAACAUUCGGGAAGCGUGCAGAACUAUGUUUUCAAAAGUAUCGUUGGGUUUUUCGGAGGAUUAUUUUUGACUUAUAUAUUGUUUAUGUUUUUCAUUUUUCAAUUGAAUUUAACUUUUUCCACUGCUACUAUCAUAUGCUCCAUUUUGGGAUGCAUUUUGGUUAACGGAUUGGCCUUCAGUUCUAAAGUCAGGUGUGUGGUGUUAUUAACAUUGCCUCAUUUUUUCUCCGAAAGAGGUCGCCAAUUACUAGUUGCUUAUGCUUUAAUUUUGGUUGUUUCUGGUCCUGUUAAAAAUAUUUUAAAUAAUCUUGGGAUUCUGAGUGAGUCUCUUGCAUGUGGACAAGAGCAACUUAAAUCAAUUGUUAGACAAAUCGUGGAAGUUAUAAAAAAACCAUUUUAUGCUCUAAAAGAUGCUAUUAAAAAGGUAAUAGAAACUGUGAAGAAAAUCAUCAAAAAAAUCAAAGAAAUAUUAAUAAAAAUAAAAAGAAUUGUUAUGGCGAUACUUAGAGUGAUAAAAGCAGCUUUUAUGUUUCUGGCGAAGAUAAUAAAUAUUUGCAAUAAAGAGCUCGGUACACCUUUUGAAAGAUGUAGCAGAGUUUUUGACAACGCGAUUACCGACUGCAAUGCUAAACUGGGCUCUUUCUUCAGCUGGAUGUGUUCUAUCACAUAUAUAGUUAAAUCUGUCUGCUACUUAGUGAAGAUAUUCGAUUUUGUCUGUAUGAUCGUUGAUUUUUUCAAAGAUUCAAUUAUCGGUGUAGUAGUCAGAAAAAUAAAAGGAUUCAUACGACACAUACGUACAAUGUUCUACGUUAGGAUAAGAUUUUCACACUCGUACCAUUUUGAAAGUAAAGCUUCGAAGAGUAUAUCUGUGAUAUCUAAGGAAAUAUUGGAGGAAAUAAGAGAAAGAACACGGGUUCUUUCGACUGUUUUCAAUUUUUUUUCGUCGACAGCUUCGUUGUUCUUCAUAUUUAUGAUUGUGAAAGUUAUCAUUUAUAGAUACAGAUUCCUGACAAAUGAUAGCUUCGACAACAAAUUCAUUACCAAAGAUUUUUUCAAAAUUGAUAUGAAAAGGGCGAAAAUUAAUAGAGAAACAGUUCUUCCACUCAAUUCAAGGGAACGGAAGAUAUAUGUUAAUAUAAAAUCAACAAAAUUAACUGAUGUUGAGAAGAAAAAAUUGAAGAAAGCUGUAACAACUUUGGCUACUAUCAACAUGAAGGCCGCAAUUUACAUUGGUAUAGAUUACUGUUUAUACUGGAUUUUGAAUUUAAUAAGCUAUUAUGGAAGGUUUCAGUCCAAGGUUCAAGCACCGAAUAUACCUUCUCCUCAUAUAAGUGGUAAAGGACUAUUAGCUGAUCUUCUGAGAAGUAUUGUUUUGGCGUUUCAACCAAUGGGUUUACAAAUUGAAGUCGAUACAGUACCAUGUUUGCCUACCCCUUUGCCACCUGAUUUAGAUCGCUACAUUCAGAUAGCUGCGUUAUUGAUGCUUUGUUGGUUACUGACUCUUUUCGAACCUUAUGGUUUAAGAUUUAGGACAUUUAUAAUGUGCUAUUAUCAUCCGCUAAGAGGGAAACAAAGGGCAAUUUGGUUAUAUAAUAAUAUUUUGAGAAAAAGGACAUCGUUUUUGAAAUUUGCAAGAAGACAGCUAAGAAGAACAGUACUUUCCGACAAAACAGUUGAAAAAGUUAAGAUAUCAGAGUUUUUGGCAGCUAAUUUCAGGUGUUUUGCAAUGUGUCUGGAUAAACAGCAAUUAGCGUGUCUGCUUUGUGGAAAGAUCUUUCGAGAAAAUGAUACAGAAAAACCAAUAAGAUGUCAAACCCCAAACUGUCCCGGUUUGUAUUGCGAAGAAUGCUUCGCUGAUUUGAGGAAUUUAUGUACUGUUUGCCUAUCCCCCAUUGAUUAUGGUGAUUUAUCUGAUUUAAGCGAAGAAAAGGAUUCUUCUGAGGAAGAAAUACCGCCAAUACGAGAAAGAAAAAUCAAAGAUGGCAAACGAAAGCAAACAAAACGUUGUAUAUCCGCUUUCAAAAUAUGUUCAAGGAAACGGGAAACCUUAGAAGAAGAACCAUUGUUACCCAUCACAGCUCAAGACAAACAAAAAAGAGGAUUUUUUACAAGAAUUUUCUGUAGAGAACAGAAAAAGAAUAGUGCACAAAUAGAAGAUUUUCCUCUUUAUAAACAAAAAUCGAAAAGUCAUGUAUCGAAACUUUCCCAAGUUGAGUUUAACGAAGAGGAAGAAGGUAACGUAGAAGAAUAUUCGAGCAAAGAAGAAUUGGAAGAAGCAGACAUGGAAGUCGUGAAUCUCUUGGAAAGCACAGACACAGAAACAGACUCGGGUCAAGUUACUGGAACCGAUACAUCUACGGAUUAUUCUUAUUCUUAUCAAUACUCCAAAGAUAAGAACGGAAUAGAUCCAUUGGAAAUUCCAUCCCGAGACGUAGAAAAGCAGUCCAUUCCGGAUUAUGCCAGUAUGGACAGUUUUAGACAAGGAAUAGAUCAAUACAAGCAAGAAUUUACUUCUGAUGAAGAAAAUGUUUCAUUGGUCUCAAAUGGAAACGAUACUGAUAUAGAAGAAAAUGAAGAACUUCAGAGACUUCUGGUAGGAACGGAUUCUUCGAAAAUCAGUACAAGCGACGGUACACUCGAUAAUACGUCUGCUCAGAAAAGUUUUACAGAGUUGACGUCUACUGAAAAAGUUGAAGAACGAAUAGAUAUAGGAACUACUAUUUCAGGUGACACUAUGGCUAGAUUGAGACAAAAUCAGCACAUCGAGUUCAUUGGUGUGAAAAACACUGACAUGGAAAAAUCAAAAAUAAAACGUAAAAGAAAGAAGAAACCAAAAAAUGAUGACAGUAUAUGCAGUUGCCUGGAUUCUGAAGAUGCAAUUAGAUAUCUGGAGAAACCAUCAGCAGCUGUAAUAAGAAAAAGUACUACCUUUACAAGUACCCAACGUGAAAGACGCCCUAAUAGGAAAAGAAGAUUAUGUGAAUGUAGACAAAAAAUGUGUAAAUGUAAUAUAUCAUUAAGUUCUGAUGAACCCAACAGUAGUGAUUCUUUUCCAUUCAAGUCUUCAACUGAUUUAAGUUCAUCACUUCAUCAUAAAAGAGAAGAAAAUUAUGAGGAAUUCGAAAUGAAAGAGAAGGAGGAACGGCAUAAAAGCACCCAAGUUAGACAAAAACCAAGGAAACCUAAUAUGCUGAAGAUGUUUAUGAAAAAAAUUAGACCAAAGAUAUAUGCUAUAGAUACAAGAGCGGACAACAAAAAAACUAAAAACAUCAUUCGAACAACGGAAAUGAAAAUACUAUGCGGGUGCACACUAAGAGACAGAAAGAGAAACACAGACAUAAGACACGAAUGUGAGGUAGAAGACAUAGUCAGAUGGGGACGUAAACGUAGAAGAGCUUGGAACGAACACGUGGGCAGGAUGACCAAAGAAAGAUUAGAAAAGAUGGCACGAGACGGUAAACCAGGGACCCGACGACCUUUAGAAAGACCUACAAAAAGAUGGAUCGAUUCAUGGACAUCAACAUCUCAAGGAUGA